AUGACCUCCUCAAAGAGUACCUCAUUCGCUGGGCACCUGAGCCUGAUGGUCUACCAGACUUGGAGCACCACAAGGCGGCAGUGGCACUCUUGGCUGUAUCUCUUAACCUCUUCCCGAACGAGCUCUACUUGCAAAAGGGUGGGCGUGGUUUAG
Durusdinium trenchii is the source of this 153-nucleotide messenger RNA. The record is from the annotation of a GenBank genome assembly. NCBI's taxonomy places the organism in Eukaryota, Dinophyceae, Suessiales, Symbiodiniaceae.